Messenger RNA from Corticium candelabrum, 2350 nucleotides. RefSeq lists its product as uncharacterized. The record is from RefSeq and is a predicted model, not a curated record. Lineage: Eukaryota; Metazoa; Porifera; Homoscleromorpha; Homosclerophorida; Plakinidae. The transcript is spliced from 6 exons. Bases 1195 to 2166 code for a protein of 323 amino acids.
AUCACUUGAAUACUCUCAAGAAAUUUCAGAUUUCAUUUGUUUCUCUUGCUAUGAGCUAGUUUGUGCUUACAAUAACUACUACUUUGAGUACAAGAAAAUUCAGGAAGUAUUGAAAGAGAUGCAGCAAAGAACCCACUAGAAUGUUAUGUCUUCAAACGUUCGAGUCAAGCGAGGAAGAAAGCAAGAAUCUUCAUCACAGUUGCAAACACAAAAAAGACCACCGGUGACUUCUACAAAACGAAAAGAUUGUGCUCGAAGUCUGUCUUUUGCAACUGACAAUCACUAUGACAAGCAAGAACAUCAGACUACAUUAAACCCACCAGCAUCAGCAACAGCAUCCUUUGCAAGUCCUAUGUUUCUGGUACCUUGGACAUCUACACAGCCCACAACCUUUGGCAAUCAUUCUCCACAUAAAAUUACCCCUACAAACCAUACAGCUCAUUCAAUCUUCUCUGUUCAUCCCAGUGAAGAUCGCAAAAGUAGCAAAAGGGAAUGGUAGAGGUUGUAAUACACAAAGAUAGGACAGUAACGAAACUGAUACCAGAUUCACUGAGGGGUUUGACCAAGAAGCUGGCAUACGGAGAUUACACAGGAUUUCCUGCAUUUGCCAUGUCUCAUGAUGAGAUUAGUAGAAAGCUGCUCAAUCAAAUUUGUUUGCACAUUCAUUGUGAAUGUCAAGAUUUGACUGCCUCAGGCAUAUUACAUGGUACAGAUGCAAAAGCAGUCAUUGAAUUUUCAUAUCAAGAUAUGACUGCUGAGCUCCUCAAGAGAUAUCCAAUUAUGAUGUCUUGCUUGGGAGCUAUAUCUCAACCAAAUCGUGCAAGUAGAUAUGCAGACAAGAGUGAGAGGUCAGCAGCUGUAAAUAGCUUUGCAGCCUUUUGUCUACUGAAACAACGAAGUGAUCACUUUGCAACAUCAGCAGCCAUCAACAGUAUAGUUCUGUACAGAGGUCACGCAAACAGAAUGGAAUGUGCCUUUCCAAGACACAAACUCUGGCUGUCGUUGAUAGACUGAUUGAAAACUAUGACCAUUGCAUACGAGAUGAACAGUGCAAAAUUAGGAAUUGGUGCUUCAAUCAGGGGAAGACUCUUGAUUGUCCACAAGGUUUCAAGAUUGUCGGUGACAACCUUGACUUUCAAACAAACGUUCGUCAUAUGACUGAGACACAUCAGAAUUAACAGAAGCACUAUUUUCAUGCAUACGCUAACUUUUUUCGAUUUCCAAGUUACCACUUGGCUAAUGACACACCUAUCUUGCCAUCCAUUCACGAACUUCCAAACACUGCAUACCUUUUGUCACCUAACGAGAACCAACGGCUUCAAGAAGAUUUGGCUGUUCACUUGGGAAGAAUACUGUGCUGCAAUGUUAGCUACACUGUACUUCAAGCCAUUUGAAAAGUUCUUUCCGGACCACAUUCCACAUACCAACUCUAAGUAUAUGAAGCAGAAAUCUGAGAUAGUACCACUAGGACUGCUGUUUAAGAACGAGCAACACAAUGAAGAUAUGGUGGACAUCUUGGGCCACUUCAAUCAGUACGUGCCAACAACAAUGGACCAGAAAGGAAUUGCUGAGCAAGUACUGUUUGGUGGUGAUCAACUAACUGCCGAAAGGACUCGAAGUGCAAAAGCACUUCAGCUAAAUGCCAGGACUGAACAUGGACAACUUCAUGGUCUGGUACCUUUUAUAGAAGAUUGGCAUGCUCUUCAGUGCAUGCUACAGGUAGCUUGGAUGAGAUUUUAUCGAUCAGAUUCCGAGUCUGAUACUGGAACUCUGCAUCAGCUGAGAAAUUACAUUCAAAGACGAAAUGUCAAAGGUAACGUGAAAGGAAAUUUUAGUCCUUCUGAAGAGUUCCUGAACAUAGUGACACGGGUGCAUGUCAUUGCAGCAGCACUAGAUCAUUUCAAAAUGCCUUCUAUGGACAGUCAUCGUAUGGAACAUGCAUUUCAUUCAACAGCAGCACAAGAUCAGCGGGAAAAAGAAAUGGAAAGCUACAUAAAGAAGCAAUGCAGGGCUCUGGUACACAGACAUGUCUUUCCAAUUGUCACGCAAAUGACUGGUAGUGCUAGUGUUACUCCAUGCACAAACUCAACAGUCUUUCUCCUGUGGCUACCCUGGAUGUCUCAAGACAUAUCGUUGCAAUGGAGUGGAUUUAAAACGUCACCGUAAAAGCCAUGAAGAUUCGAAAUGCAGGCAAGUGUAGAAGUGCACGAUGCUUUCCAACAGCAGCCAGAUCGUGUUCUUCACUAUGCAUCCAGUCUUUUGUCAAUGGACUUGACUAUUCAAGCUUUCCAAGAUGCUUUAGAGGAAGAUCGUGUUGUUAGUUUAUGGAAGUUUUUUGUUAUACUUUCAA